Molecule: messenger RNA, 1725 nt
Organism: Adineta steineri
Lineage: Eukaryota; Metazoa; Rotifera; Eurotatoria; Adinetida; Adinetidae
Source: the annotation of a GenBank genome assembly
AUGGCUGAUCAUGCAGAAUGGCUUGAUUAUUUUACACCAGUUAAUUUCUCGUCAACACGAGCAAAAUGGGCUUGGAAUAUUGGACGAAAUGAAAAACAGUACAGAAAUGAACAUGGUUUGAUAUAUGAAGUCUCUGUACCAACAUUAUUAAACCGUUAUUUUCUCGUAUAUGAAUCGGAUCAAUUAUCUAGCAAAGUACCUUUGUUAAUAUUUUUCCAUGGUUUGAAUUCGUCAGCUUGGUUUAUGGCUUUAGUUCGAACAAAAUGGAUUGAAAAAGCGAAUAUUAAUAAUUGUUUAGUUGUUUUCGGACAGAGUAAAGGUAAACAAUUUCGAAAAGGACCUAAAUAUAAUCGACAUAGUGCAGUACAAUUUGGUGAUGAUUUAUCUUGGGAAAUUCAAGAACCUGAUGAUGAUUUUAUUUAUCUUGAUUUUAUUCUUGAUUAUAUGAAAGAACGUUAUGCAGAAAAAUUAGAUUUAUCUCGUAUUUACUAUACUGAUUAUUCUAAUACUGGUCUAUUCAGUUCAAAUGUUGCUAUUCAUUAUGGUGGACAUGUUUUUAGCGCAGUUUGUAAUCAUUGUGGAGGUUAUGGUGGUCUAGGAUAUAAAAAUGAAGAAUUACUUGAUCCAAAUACGAUUAAAAAACCAGUACCAAUUUAUAUACUAACCGGCACUCGAGAUAGCUACUUAGCAAGUUGUGAAAAAGCAAAAAACCUAUUUGAAAAUGCCGGAUGUCCUGUAAAAAUAGACAUUAUGAAUGAUAGAAGUCACCGUUAUUACGUAGAUAAAGAAACAGAUUUUUGGAAUUUUUUAAGUUCAUAUCAAAAUAAAAAUGAUUAAUAAAUAAAUAUGUAUUCUAUCAACUCCAUAAAAAAACUAUUUUGUAUUUUCGUAUUUGAAUCUAGUAGAUAGAUUUUAAUAUUUAUUCUAUAUUGAAUUAUACAUCUUGAGAGUGUAGGAGUCGGUCUUCUAUUAACCCACACCCUCAAAGGAAUUUCGUGGAAUAGAGAUCGAUUAAAAUCUGAUUUUCUCCUUGUUUUUUACAUGGGCAGUCAUUCAUUCUUGUUUUGUUGCGACUAAUAAUAGCAAAGAUAACGCACAUAUUGAAGCAAUCUAGGAUUACAGAGUCUAUAGUUUGCUUUCCCUUUCUAUCUGUAGAUAAAUAAUCAUGUUUUCUUCACCUAUGAAUAAGUUUUAUCUUUAUUAUAUGCACGCAGCUGUCUCAAGCUUAUUUCGUUCUUCCUACAUUAGUAUAUUAUUAGCUUAUACCUUUCGUUUCUUAAUGCAUAGUGUAUUUCCUUAUUCCCGUAAAUGAAAUGUCUUCUUUAUAUUUUUUUUCUAUAUCGAUAUUCUAAUAUUAAUCUAGUUUUACUCGUUCUUGUAUGUCUAAUGGAUCUUUCUUUGAUGGAAUAGUACAUUAGAGGUGAAAAAGAAUAUUGUAACGUGACAAUUUUGAAUAUGGCUAGUAUUUAUUUGAGCACUAAAAAGAUUCUAUUCGAGCAGUUUUAAAUUAUGAAAUAAGUAAUAAUUAAUCCAUUAAAUAGCAAUAUUAAUUUCAUAUUUUAGUAUUAAGAAAAAGAAGAACUCCAGCUUUUAUUUCUACAAUGGAUCCUAUGAAAAAGUAAAAUGAGCAAUUAAUGUACUAUUGUAGUAAUAAAGCUUUUUUUGCUUUAGAUGGUCUGCCUCUUUUCCUUUUUGUGCCGAUAUUCACAUUUUUUGAGUGUGGGU